GUCUUGGGCAAAGAUGCAGCCCAACGCACUGCACAUAAUCUGCUGGUGAUCUACAUUCUCCCUGAAGAACAAGAACGUUUCAACAAGUGGUCUUUAGUGGGCAUUCGGCACAGUUGUACAUACGUUUCCAUUGCACCCCAUCUCAAUGAUGGUCCAUAGUGGUACGCUGGUUCUGUUGGUGGCUGUAUCCUACACUAUAUUUCGGACAGAGGCUAAGGGGUGUUCUGGGUCAUCGUGCGGUGGAAAAUGUGACUGCAGUGGAGUAAAAGGAGAAAAGGGUGAGCGGGGGUUUCCUGGUCUCCAAGGCAACAUGGGGUUCCCGGGUAUGCAGGGCAACGAGGGGCCCGCCGGGCCGAUGGGCCCUAAGGGAGAAUAUGGCGAGUCUGGAACUCCUGGAAUGAAAGGAACACGUGGAUCUAAUGGUUUGUCAGGCUUCCCAGGAAAUCCAGGGCUACCGGGUAUCCCCGGACAAGACGGCCCUCCUGGAUCGUCAGGUAUCCCAGGGUGCAACGGAACAAAGGGAGAUCGAGGGACAGAUGGACAGCCUGGGUUCCCUGGUCUACAGGGUCCUCCUGGUAUCCCUGGGCUAAUGGGAAUGAAAGGAGACCCAGGUGGUGUUUUAGGAAUCAUCCCACUGAAAGGAGAUAAAGGAUUCCCUGGAACACCUGGUUUACCGGGACCUAAUGGCCCCUCAGGACCCGAAGGCCCCCCAGGAAACCAGGGAUCAGACGGACCCAGAGGUUUCCCUGGCAUACCUGGCCCCCCAGGAGAAAAGGGUGACCGGCUGUCAUUCCAGAGUGAGAAGGGAGACAAGGGUGCACAAGGGCUCCGUGGUCCCCCUGGCCCCCCUGGACUCCCGUCACAGGAAGCGGGAGGAAAUACCGUUACUCAUUUCCUCCCUGGACCACCGGGUCAGAGAGGCGAGACAGGAGACAGAGGAGACAAAGGUUCUUGCAUUCCCCAUCUAAACGGGGUCAAAGGUGAACAAGGCCCACCAGGACCACGGGGAAAACCUGGCAAAGAUGGCGACAAUGGAUUUAAGGGAGAGAGAGGCUUUCCUGGUGGCCCUGGAUACCAUGGAACACCGGGUGAAAAAGGAGAGAAAGGACCUCCAGCAUAUGUUGAUAGUGCUCCUGGCUCUCCCGGCCCCCCUGGUCUCCCGGGCUUACAAGGAGAAAGAGGUUUCCCUGGUCUUCAAGGAGACCUUGGUCCACCAGGCAGUCUUAUUGAAGGACCUCCCGGAGAGAAGGGCAUACCAGGAGAGAUUGGUCAGAAGGGAGACAGGGGUGCAGAUGGGGACUCUCUCACAGGAAAGCCUGGACAAGAUGGAUCUGCCGGACCCCCUGGUCCUCCCGGACCUCCUGGUGAUGAGCCAUGUGAUCCAGCCCUUGAGAAGGGACCACCCGGACCCCCCGGCCCACCAGGACUACAGGGGGAGUUGGGACAGAAAGGUGAUCAGGGAGACACGUGUGUGCAGUGUGAAGCCUUCGGGCCCCCUGGACUCCCUGGUCCACAGGGGCCUAAAGGACUGCAAGGAUAUCCUGGAGCAGCAGGCACUAAAGGAGACACGGGCCUGCCUGGACCUACUGGGCCUGAUGGAAGCCCCGGCAAUUACGGUACUCCUGGGUUGAUCGGGGCUCCAGGAGCCCAUGGUGAGCCUGGCGAUAUCUACGUGGCUUCAGGGCUGAAGGGUGACAAAGGAGGGUCUGGCUUCGUGGGCACACGAGGACUGCCAGGUGUGGAUGGACUGCCAGGGAAAGCUGGACUACCAGGCCUGCCCGGACCCAAAGGAGAACCUGCCCAAGAUGGCAUCAAGGGGGACCGUGGUCUGGAUGGGGAACCUGGGAUCACUGGACCCCCAGGAGAGAGGGGUCCUCCUGGUGUACCAGGGUUUGGCCGACAGGGGGAGCCUGGAGAGAAGGGUACAUCUGGCCAAGGAGGCCGACCUGGAAUCCCUGGACAACCAGGAGUGAAAGGUGAACCAGGAAAAGGUGUGAGUUCACCUGGACCCCAGGGCACCCCUGGACCUCGAGGAGAAUCUGGCAUACGUGGACUACAAGGUGACCGAGGACCUCAUGGAGACCCAGGAAUUCCAGGAUUCCCAGGUCAGAAAGGUGACACAGGUGCACCUGGCAUGGGAUUCUCAGGUCCACCUGGACCUAAAGGAUAUUCUGGAGCUCCAGGAGCCACUGGGUUGCCAGGAGAGCCUGGAAGACCUGGACAGGAUGGUUUCUCUGGAAUAUCAGGCACACCUGGUCCAAAGGGUGAGCCAGGUAGGGGUCUACCUGGACCUAAAGGUGCUCAGGGUCCUGCCGGAGUGACAGGUUUCCCUGGAGAGAAAGGCAACCUUGGUCUACCUGGUAUUCCCGGACAAGAGGGACACACAGGACCACCUGGAGCUCAGGGCAUCAAAGGUGACCACGGCCCCCCUGGUCAGCAUGGUGGCACAGGACCCCCUGGACCCCCUGGAGCAGGAGAACCUGGUGCCCCUGGACCCAUGGGACCCCCUGGAGAGUCAGGCCUCUUCGGUCAUGAUGGUGUGAAGGGUGAUAAGGGUUUGCCUGGCUCUCCUGGUCUGGACAUGCCCGGCCCUCAGGGAGAGAAGGGAGACUCAGGAUUACCUGGACUUUCUGGUUCCAAAGGGUUUCCAGGACGACCAGGCCCCGCCGGCAGAGAUGGAUUCCCUGGGGGGGCAGGCCCCAAGGGAGAGAUGGGAGUCAUGGGAACACCUGGAACACCAGGAUAUCAGGGUCCUUCUGGGAACCCUGGAAGUCCAGGACUGAGAGGUGACCCUGGUAUCUCUGGGCCAAGGGGGGAGUUCGGUGAGAAUGGACCCAAAGGAGAGAGGGGAGAGCCAGGUCUCCAGGGCCCUGCUGGCAACAUGACUGACGUUGAUAUGGAGCACAUGAAGGGCGAGAAAGGAGACCUCGGGGAUCCAGGUGACCCUGGAUACACGGGAGAGAAGGGUUAUCCAGGACAGCCUGGAGUACCUGGUAUGCCAGGAAAGGAUGGAGAGCCCGGUACACCUGGUCAGCCAGGUGAUAAAGGGGAGACAGGUUUUCCUGGAGAGCCCGGCAGUAUUGGAUAUCCUGGAAAUAAAGGAGGCAUUGGCGAAAUGGGAUAUCCAGGUUCUCUAGGUACGAAGGGUGAUAAAGGCAUUGUGGGCACACCGGGUCAUCCAGGGUUCAGGGGUACAGAGGGGGUGAAGGGAGACAAGGGACAAACCGGUCUGCCAGGUGUUGGAGUACCAGGACCCUCUGGAGAGAAGGGUCAGUUGGGUCUGCCUGGGUUCCCUGGUAACGCAGGAGAGAAGGGUCAGAAGGGAGGAAUGGGAGUGCCCGGGAUGCCAGGAACACCAGGAACCAAGGGAGACACUGGACACAUCGGUUACCAAGGUCAGCCGGGUCAGCCAGGAGAGAAGGGUAUUGGUGGGCUUCCUGGGUCACCAGGAGAGCCAGGUCAAACAGGUCGACCAGGUGAGCCUGGUCUGCAGGGUCCACCAGGUACAACCGGAGAGAAGGGAGCGUCAGGAGUGGACGGCAUACCUGGAUCAUCAGGAGAGAGAGGAGACACAGGUUUACCCGGCAGGGGCUUCUCAGGGACACCAGGGUCGUCUGGGGAUAAAGGUGACAAAGGCUCUCCAGGUUUCCCAGGCUCUCCAGGUAUCCCGGGUAUCCCAGGGACCAGGGGAGACAAGGGUAUUCCAGGAUUUGAGGGUUCCCAUGGCCAGCCAGGAGAACGGGGUCUCCCAGGACCCGCCAUGGAGGGGCCCAAAGGAGACCAAGGAGUGUCGGGAAAGCCUGGAGAACCAGGUACCAGUGGUGCUCCAGGUCCUGCUGGUGUUCCAGGCAGCGUGGGGGGGAAGGGAGACAAAGGGGACCAGGGUGAACCAGGAGUACAUGGGGAGCAGGGUUUCAAAGGAGAUCAAGGAUAUCCUGGACUUUCUGGUCAAGCUGGCCUUCCGGGUGUUGAUGGACUGAAGGGAGAGAUGGGACUGCAGGGAGUACCUGGUUUCCCAGGGACAAAGGGUGAAUUCGGAGUGGUUGGAUUCAAAGGAGAGCUAGGGGACAGAGGAUUCCCAGGAGACAAAGGUAAUGAUGGUCCCCCUGGUCCUCCUGGCCCCCACAUCUUCAUCAAGGGAGACAGCGGCUUCCCUGGUAAUCAGGGCCCUCAGGGGCCUGUGGGGCCCUCGGGUAUCCCUGGGCUGAAAGGACAGCAAGGUGUGACAGGUAUUCAGGGUAUUAAAGGUGAUGAGGGGAACCCAGGGUUUAAUGGUCUCCCCGGCGCCAAGGGAGAACCAGGCUUGCUUGGUCCCUCAGGACCCAGAGGGUACCCUGGACCCCCAGGACCUGAUGGUGUUCCGGGUCAGGUGGGUCCUCCUGGCCCCUCCUCCAUGGAACAUGGUUUCCUGGUAACCAGGCACAGCCAAUCGGUGGAGGUUCCACAUUGUCCUGAGGGAACGUCAGUGAUCUAUGAUGGAUAUUCCCUACUCUACGUCCAGGGCAACGAGCGCUCCCACGGCCAGGACCUGGGUACGGCUGGUAGCUGUCUAAGGAAGUUCAGUCCCAUGCCCUUCCUCUUCUGUAACAUCAACAACGUCUGUAACUUUGCCUCCCGUAACGACUACUCCUAUUGGCUCACCUCCCCUGAGCCCAUGCCAAUGAACAUGGCCCCUAUCACUGGCCAGAGCAUCAAGCCCUUCAUUAGCAGGUGUUCAGUGUGUGAGGCUCCUGCCAUGGUGAUAGCAGUGCACAGUCAGAACAUCAUGAUCCCAUCAUGCCCCAAUGGCUGGGACUCACUCUGGAUUGGCUACUCCUUCGUCAUGCACACUAGUGCAGGUGCUGAGGGCUCUGGACAGGCACUGGCAUCUCCUGGCUCCUGUCUAGAGGAGUUCCGUGGCGCUCCGUUCAUCGAGUGUCACGGCCGUGGAACCUGCAACUACUAUGCCAACUCCUACAGCUUCUGGCUGGCCACCAUCGAGGACGAGGAUAUGUUUACGAAACCUGUGCCCACCACACAAAAGGCAGGAAAUCUCCGGAGUAACAUUAGCCGUUGCCAGGUGUGCAUGAAGAGGACAUAGGCUCUACCCCCUGACCUCUCUGUGACCCUUAACCACCCACCACAACCCCUGACCCCACCCAGUCCGACGGUCCGGGGCGUGACUUUGUGUUAUUGACCAAAGGAUGGUGCUAUUUCACUGCGUGUGUGAGAGGAACAGGCAGACACACUGUGAAACAGAACAAACAAAAAACACCCAGAAAGAUUUAUGAAAGAACAAAACACACUGUCAGAGGAGGCUGGUGGGAGUAGCUAUAGGAGGACAGGCUCAUUGGAAUGGAAUAAUGGAAUGGAGUAAAAUAUGUGUUUCAUAUAUGUUUGAUACCGUUCCAUUUUAACCAUUGCAAUGAGUCACUCCUCCUAUAGCUCCUCCUACCAGCCUUCUCUGACACACCAGAGACCAAACCAUAAGAUCAACUGGCCCUACGCUCCAUGCAGAACACUUUACUAACAUUUUCACAACGUUUCUCUAGCGAAUGUCGCCCAGUUUACGACUGCACUGAGUACAUCCCGCCCCCCUCCCCAUUAGUAAACUGGCGUCCAUUUUGAAAGGGGUGUUUGUGUAAGUCAGGUGCUAUUGAAUCUAAUCUACUUGCCUUAUUCCAGUACAUUAUGUUUAUAUUUUCACUCAAUGCCACUGACUUUCAGCUCUGAGUUAGUUAUAUUGUUAUUGUUCCUCACUUUUGUAAUAACACAAUACUAAUAAUGUAAGGAUGGGAGUUACCACUGGUUACAGAUGCUUGUCAUGCUGAGACAUCACUGUAAGUUAAGGGCUCUAUUCAAGCUAUCACGGAAGUUCAUCGUUACAGCAUGAUUGAAAAUUCAAAGCCAAUGUUCCCACAUUAGCAGAUACUGUAUUCACAUUAAACACUGCAUACGUCGGCUCAAUCGGAAAUGACCUUUACAUUUAUAUCAUGCAAUCUGUAACGCUUCAGCGACGCAGAUUGAAUAGAGCCCUAAUGGUUGCUAGCAUGCAUGCAUCGCGAUGGUUCUGUUGUAAAUAUAUUACUUUUCUUUUUCCUUCCUAAAAUAACAGCCACCAUAAUCUCUUCAGGUAUUUACAUUUUAAUUUGUAUUAUUUCAAUUUGUAUUUAUUUGAGUAAAUGUAGAGCUCGAGUGGAUUUGAGUCGCCAAAGAACCAUAAUCAAUGUCACUAAAGAAAGUACAGUAUGGUAUUCUGUUCCAACCUGACCUAGGCACUUAUAGUUCUAAUACUGGGUUUAAUGUUACAUGCUACAGUUGGCAUACAUCAGACCUGCCGCUAUAGGCCAACACCUUCAGUGCCUUAUCUGUCAGUAUGCAGAACAGUAACAUAGUGGUGGCAGCAUCACUGAUAGUGUGUUAUUUCAUUGGAGCGCAUCACACACAUCACAUAAGGCUGCUGAGUGGAGGACCUCUCAUAAUAAUUCAUGUUAAUGGAAUGGUAUCAAACACAUGGAAAACAUCUGUGCAAUACCAUUCCAUUGAUUACGUUCCUGCCAUUAUUACGAGCCUGUCCUCUUCAAUGAAGGUGCCGCCCGCAUCACACACACACACACACACACACACACACACACACACACACACACACACACACACACACACACACACACACACACACACACACACACACACACACACACACACACACACACACACACACACUUGCGCAUCCACACCCUGUCAGUACGAGGGGGAACAUUGACACAGCUUGUCAUCUGUAGUAUGCAGAGGGUGUGUGUGUUGUCACAAGCCGAAAGAGUUUUCACACACGGACCUGUUGACAGAAGAAGUUCAUGGCUUGUAGUUUGUGUGCGGAGCGAUCCUUAAGACAGCGAGUCGUCAAACACUCGUCAGUUCACUUGGCCACUCAAUCAACUCUGUGUGCAUCAAUAGUUCUGUGUGAUGUACGUUUCCUGAAUACGUCCUUCACAUGGUUUUGUGUGUUGAAGCUUAUUAAUCAAAUGCUAGAACCCAAAGAAAGACAUGUAUACACACGCACACCUAUGUGUACUCUUAUUCUUACUCUGAUAUACUUGAUCAUGCCUCCUGCAAUAUUAUUCCUGUGAUAAUUAGCUAGAUAUAUUUAGAUUUUCCAUUUUUGGUCAAAGACCGAGAAGGAUAUAUUUAUGACUAAGUGCUUUUACAGAUUCCUGGGUAUUUUGAAUCUACUUUUCAAGCUCCCUUUUAAAAUGUAAAUUCCCUACUGCUCUUUUUGGCACUUGUCCCUAAUCUACUACAUGAAUCCUACCCUGCUGCUCCCCCUUUUGUCUGAGGGUGAACGCAAAAACCCUAGAACCAAGACUCUCUUGUCCAAGCCCAGAAUUAGUUGAGUACUAAAUUAUUGAGAUGAAAGAAAUAAAGCAUCCAAACCUCACAAACUACUUGUAACCGGCAAUCAUUCAGAGGUUUCCUCCAAUCAAAGCCUUCUGAAAGUAAAAGUCUCUUAUCAUUAGUAGACUGAACUCAAAACAUUUUUUUUUUAAAUUAUUCUUCAGAAAAUGCUCAUUCAUACGUACAGUAUCAGUAGCACUUGUUUAGGAAUACGUUUGAGUUCAGUGACAAAUUUUGCAUGAGAGUUCUUGGUUGUAGUCCCUAGCUCAUUAUUAACCAACCGACCAAAUGUUUUGCCAACUAUUCUUCUCACCUCCCAGUCCCCAUACUGUGUAAAUCAUACAAUAAAAUGAUUUGUCUAAAA
Molecule: messenger RNA, 7735 nt
Organism: Oncorhynchus keta (chum salmon)
Lineage: Eukaryota; Metazoa; Chordata; Actinopteri; Salmoniformes; Salmonidae
Product: collagen alpha-1(IV) chain-like
Exons: 48
Coding region: 146-5080 (1644 amino acids)
Cellular component (GO): collagen trimer
Molecular function (GO): extracellular matrix structural constituent
Source: RefSeq, a predicted model, not a curated record